AUGCUCGUAGGCCGCGUCGCCGCGCUCGUGCUCGCGCGUCUCGUGACGGCGACAGCGCACGACGUGCCCUACGUGAGCGGCGCAUGCGAGGAGUCCGUGCAGCUCGUCAAGCGCGCGCCGCUGCGCGUCGCCAUCGCGACGCUGUGGAUCGACGAGCCGGCGGACGACGGACGCCGGCUCUUGCCGCGCGCGUUCCGACGGGCGGCGCUGGCGCGCAUCUCGGCGUUCCUGUGCGCGGUCCGCGCGGCGACGGAGAUGCCCGUGCUCGUCGGCACGUCGAACGCGGACGUCGAGGCGCAGCGGCGCAUCUGCGACCCGUCGCGGCGCGUCGGCGUGCUGAACCUGACGGCGGUCGACACGAAGGCCGUCUUCCGGCCGGUGUACGCCGUCGACGAGGCGUCGACGCGGAAGAUGUGGUUCAAUCUCACGACGAACCAGGCGCCGCAGGCGCGGACCGACGGCUGGAAGACGCGGUACAAGUUCAUCCUGUUUAAUUGCACCCGCUGGGCGGACCAGUUCGUCUACCUCGACCUGGACGUCGUGCUCCUCGCCGACCCGCACCGCGUCGCGAAGCGCUGGGCGCGGUUCCCGCUCGUCUCGGCCUUCGAGUGCGCGCACCGGGGCUACGUCGGGAUGCACGGCAGCGUCAUCGUCUUUCGGACGGACGCGGCCGUGUCCCGGGCCCUCUUCUCGAAGAGCUUGACGCGCGACUACCUCGUCUACACCAACGGCGACCAGGACAUCAUGGACGCCUACUGGUGCCCGUCGAUCAGCGCGCUGCCGGACACGCGGCGCUACGCGGGCUGCGAGAUCAAGACGCGCCUCGACCGGAGCUUCGCGCUGACCUACGACGGGCCCGCGGCGCCCGUCGAGCUCACCGUCGACUCGUCCUGCCCGGACGCCGACGACGACGGCGGGCCCGCCUGCUACAACUUCCUCAACCAGGGUGGCGAUGAUACCGUCGGCUGCGUCAUGUCCGCGCCGAGCCUCAACGCCGCGCUCUUCGGCGACGCCGACGACGACGACGGCGGCGGCGGCGACGGCGCGCGGACCGACGGCGGCGACCACCGCGGGACUCUCAUCCAGUGUGACGGGCCGACGCGCGAGUUCGUGCUCCACCUCAACGAGACGCACAACUUCCUCCUCCAGGAGCUCGACGAGAAGACGCUCCUCAUCGACGGGUCCUUCUCCGCCAUGGUCCAGGCCGAGCUCGCGAAGAGCCUCGAGCGGCACGUGUUCUCCACGAAGAACAAGGAGAAGGCGAGUUAA
Aureococcus anophagefferens is the source of this 1269-nucleotide messenger RNA. RefSeq lists its product as hypothetical. Bases 1 to 1269 code for a protein of 422 amino acids. Gene Ontology annotation, biological process: transcription initiation at RNA polymerase II promoter; nucleotide-excision repair. Gene Ontology annotation, cellular component: transcription factor TFIIH core complex. The transcript has 3 exons. NCBI's taxonomy places the organism in Eukaryota, Pelagophyceae, Pelagomonadales, Pelagomonadaceae. The record is from RefSeq and is a predicted model, not a curated record.